Molecule: messenger RNA, 1702 nt
Organism: Fimicolochytrium jonesii
Lineage: Eukaryota; Fungi; Chytridiomycota; Chytridiomycetes; Spizellomycetales; Powellomycetaceae
Exons: 6
Coding region: 39-1577 (512 amino acids)
Source: RefSeq, a predicted model, not a curated record
ACGGGUUCAAGGCUACAGCCACAUCUUAAACCUUCACUAUGCCAGCACCCACCAAACUGGCCUCCAAAAAAGGCGCACCAACUGCAUCUUCCUCCGAUGCAUUAGCAAAGGAAAGUGGCAGCAGCAACGCCUUACCAGCGAUAGCCGCCAAAAGCGUUGCUAACGUCAAUUCGAGUGCAUCAUCCCGCCCCGCUUCCGCCGGCAGCGAUGCGUCGCUUGAAUACGAGGGCUUGGUGCUGAGCUACGGGGACAGCGAAAAGAUUAUGGGCUGUGUGUUGCGGAGUGAUACGAAGGGCGCAGACCUGGCUAUCCGAAAAGCGCUCCAUCUUCAUCCACCUCCACCUCCACCCAAGCACGUUCUAUCCCUCUCGCAAGCGGCGGCUCUGGAAAUCAAAUCAGACCGGCAUCUCGAAGACGAAGUGCAGAGGGACGGCAUUUUUGCCCGCUACCUGGUGGAUGCUUGCUGGUUCGCCAUGACCAAAGGAUUCACGAACUGGCAGCUGUCGGUGUGGAUUACGGUUUUCUGUGCCGCUCAUCGGGAUUUCAUUGGUCAGCUCCAACUGGACAAAGAGAUCAAGGGCGGCCAUGAGAGCACGAAUUCCAUCAGCAUGAGCGGGAUAGAGUCUGCGAAGUUUUGCGAGCACCUCUUCCUGGAGACGCUCGUGACGUUCAACUACCGCCGCUUCCAAUCACAGGCGUUCACGAAGCAGGAAGCCAUCGCUUUGAUCGAUUUCUUCACCGAUAACUACCUCCGCCACAUCGACCUCAUCUCCUUCGUCUUCACCCAAUCGCAAGACGUCAACCAGCAUUCGGCGAAGUACCGCGUCAACCAGCCGGAUGAAUUCCGGCGAGCUAAAGGCGGGAAGGGCUCCUUUGACGCGAAACCGCUGAAAGAUGCCGUGCCGGAAGAGCGGUGGAAUGAGUUCUGUGCGAUGGAGAGGGAGAGAGAGAAGGCGGAGAGGGAGCGGAGGGAGCAAGAGGAAGCGGAAGCCGCACGGCUGAAGGCAGAGGAGGAAGGAAAAGCCGCCGCUGCACCGGCCCCAGUCGUCGAUCUAUCACCCGCCGAACCCCCUAUCUCAAUCAAACCCCUCGAACUCCCACCCCCACCACAACCCAACCCAGCAACCCUCUUCCCACCAUCGCUAAUCGAAGCCGCAGCACACGAAGCACCCGUGCCCAUCCCUGUCACCCAGGUCGACUCAACCCCUCCCACAUCCGACUCAACAUCCCCACCGCCCAGUCCCUUGCUCUCCACAUCGGACAUCCCGCGGAGCAAAACACUUUACCCCGCCGAAAUCGCCCACAUCCUCUCCGCGACGAUCGACAGUCAUCUCGCCGCUCUGUCGUCGCAUCUGGAGAAGCAGAUGGAUCAUCAGGCGGCGGAGAUGGCGAGGAUUUUGGAGAAGAGGGAGAAGGAGAAGAAGGCGGGUGGGGCCGUAGUGGGGAAGGUGGAGGAGGCGAAGAAGGUGGCGGCUGGUGCUGCUGGUGCGACGGCACCGAGGAGGGAGUCGGCGGCGGGCAAGACGAAGAGUGUUGGCGAAAAGAAGGUGGCUGGGAAGAGUGCAAAGGGACGGUAAACAACACUUGUCGAGCCAUAACCUUGGCAAUGAAGCGGCGGAGCGACUGGUGCGCUGACGAGUCGCUUUGGAAACGGAAUGCAUAUAUCUGUCGUCAAUGGGAACACCUCUUCAACUCAGUAGUG